AUGGUCGCGUACAGCCGACCGCGUUGUGUUCAACUGCCUGAUGGAGACAGGGUUACCUUGCUGUCAAGAGACGCGAUCAAGACUCUCAUUGUUACCGUUCAAGGCAUUCAGGCCAUAAUCCUGCUUUUAGGCAGUCAAAUCGACCCUUCUGCCCUAAGUUUCACACUGUUGAUGGCUGUCGAUAUCAUUUUCUUUCCCAUUGCCCUUUUCGGGUUGCUGAGGCUGUGCAGUUGCCUGUGGCUUACGGACGAGUUCUCAUUCGCCUCGAUGGAGGACAUCCCUGCUGGUUCUCCACAACCCAUUAGCUGCAGCAUGCCAUCAUUCGAGAUAUUGGCUGCCAACCCUGCGACGACUGAACUCCAAGAAUUUCACAACUCAGAGUUUUGGGGUAGCAGAACAUUUCGAUGCACCUAUGCCCUGGUGCUCCUCGCUCUCCUGGGGUUGGCCCUGUCAUUCAUGAUCCCACAAGGAGACACUUUCUACACAACGACGACUUUUGUAGUGAUUAUCUUCUACCUAGGCGUGAUCGGGAUGAGUGCGCUGAUAACAACCUGGUACAUGGGCAUCACAGGAGCCAAGUCUACCGUCUUGCCUUGCAUAUCGUCCGCCUGGUACAAAUUCUACACCGGCGUUCUGUUGGGAUUCGGAAUUGCCGUGAUUGUCAUCGCAUGCAUUGAGACUCGCAAAACUCCUUGCGGAAAGUUCACAAGCGGUCCAGGUAUACAGGCUGAUCUGUUAGCGUGCUUGCGCGGCAAGUUCGACAAGACCGAGCAUCAAGAUAUUGUUGACGGUCCAUAUAAUGGCACCAUUAGUUAUGGCUUCCAACGCCCCAACAAUGCAAGCUACGUGGUAGCUUACUACGAGGAUGAUCAGCAAAACGUUUUCAACUUUACUAGAAUGUGCUUUAGUAGUAUGUUUGGAAUCUAA
This is a messenger RNA of Fusarium verticillioides 7600, 927 nucleotides long. RefSeq lists its product as hypothetical. The transcript has a single exon. The coding region runs from base 1 to 927 and encodes 308 amino acids. NCBI's taxonomy places the organism in Eukaryota, Fungi, Ascomycota, Sordariomycetes, Hypocreales, Nectriaceae. The record is from RefSeq and is a predicted model, not a curated record.